Cuscuta epithymum is the source of this 1121-nucleotide messenger RNA. Lineage: Eukaryota; Viridiplantae; Streptophyta; Magnoliopsida; Solanales; Convolvulaceae. The record is from the annotation of a GenBank genome assembly.
UUACCUUUGGGCCUCAGCCUGCCGCACCAGCGAAGAAGAAGCAGAAGAGGAAUAUUGUCGACUUACUGGUCGAAUUGGAUGAGUCUGAUGACGAGGAGGUGGAGCCUCACGUAGCCAUUUCUCCUGUGGCCCCCAAGGUCGCUGCGGGUAAAGGGCACGGAGCCCCCCGGGCCGAGAGGGGCAUGUCUUGGAGGGGGCGACUGUCACCCCAGAAUUCCAGUCUGCCGGGCAGGUGCAUGAAGAUGCUGGUGAGAAGAUGGCUGAGCGGGUUAGCCGCGACACUCAGCACACAGUUGCUUACACCUUCCCAUCUCCGAGUGCCUCGGUUAUGCAUGAGGGCUUCCCGGUCGUGGAUUAUGCUUCAACAGUCUUACUGUCGGGUGACCUCGCACGUAUGACCUCCUAGGGGUUUCAGCCUCUCAUGAAGGGUUCUAUUCGGACCCAUGUUGAGGGACUUGCUAAGACCAUCGGGGCACUUUGGGCUGCCAACCAUUCUCAAGCGAGGCUUCAACGUGAGGUUGAUGAAGUUAGAGCCGCCCUACAGGCUAGGGAGAAAGCUUUCUCUGAGUUGCAGCUCUCGCAUGCAAGAGAGUGUGAAGAAGUGGCCAAGCAAGCGGCCAGGAAAGCGAUUCUCGAGUUCAAGGCCUCCGACGAAUUCCAGAAAACCAUAUGUGACAUGGUGGAAGCGAAGGAAUCUGACUUAGUGAACAAGUGGCAGAAGACCAAUGAGGGGGAGUACUGGCAUGCUCGUGAAGUUCUGUACGCUUUUCAGAGCGGCAAGUACUUGACGCAGCAUAAAUUGUAUGAUCAGUUGGAGGGUCUCGGCCCUGACUUCCAUCCAUCCGCGCUAGGCCUGCCUGCCCGCAUGAAAAAACCUGAGGCAGCAAUAGCCCUCCUGCCCCCAGGAGUUUACCGCCAGGAGGAGGAGUUCGGUAAUUCGAACGAAUGGUGUUGGUUCUUUCCACGACCUUCGGAGGACAUGGCCCCCUUGCAUCUGGCCAGCUGGAGGGAGCUCAAGAGUCCAGCCAAGACUUGGUCACUGUCUUAGAUGAGAUUCCCGAGGUCGAUGGUGAUGGGCAUGUCCUGCCAUGACUUUGUAUUUUACAUCUUUCUUGUCUUCC